CCGUUCUCUUUACUAUCGGAUUUUGAAUAAUACUUUGAAUUUUUAUUUUUGGAUGAUGUAUACUGAGACGGCGCAGAAAAUUGAUGUGGAGGCCGGGCGCAGGCAUCUGUAUCCGAUGAUGCAAGAGCCGCCGGCGAUUAGGUGGGCUUUUAUUCGGAAAGUUUAUUCAAUCCUAUCCUUUCAAUUGUUGGCUACAAUAGCGGUUGCAGCCACCGUUGUUUUUGUUCAUCCGAUCGCUCGUUUUUUCGUCAGCACCGUCCCCGGCUUGGCUCUUUACAUCGUCAUAUUGAUCAUGCCUUUAAUUACCCUUUUUCCAUUGUAUUUUUUUCACCAGAAGCAUCCAUGGAAUUAUCUUCUGCUUGGAGUUUUCACCGUUUCUCUCGCCUUUUCUGUUGGAUUGACGUGCGCUUUUACCAAAGGGAAGGUUAUUUUGGAGGCAGCGAUUCUAACAGCAGUCGUAGUUGUGUCUCUAACCCUGUACACCUUCUGGGCUGCAAAGAGAGGCCAUGAUUUCAACUUCCUUGGCCCUUUCUUGUUUGGUGCUCUCCUUGUUCUUAUAGUUUUUGCCUUGAUCCAGAUUUUUUUCCCUCUGGGUAGGUUAUCGGUGAUGAUCUACGGCGCCCUUGCCUCAAUCGUGUUCUGCGGUUUCAUCAUCUACGACACCGACAACUUGAUCAAACGCUACACCUACGACGAAUACAUUUGGGCUGCUAUAUCUCUGUAUCUCGACGUGCUUAAUCUCUUCCUAUCGUUGCUUUCCCUUUUAAGAGCUGCUGACUGAUGGUUAAAUGGAUAUGAAAGUGCCUGUAAG
Messenger RNA from Hibiscus syriacus, 811 nucleotides. RefSeq names its product protein LIFEGUARD 2-like. The transcript is spliced from 4 exons. NCBI's taxonomy places the organism in Eukaryota, Viridiplantae, Streptophyta, Magnoliopsida, Malvales, Malvaceae. The coding region runs from base 53 to 781 and encodes 242 amino acids. The record is from RefSeq and is a predicted model, not a curated record. Gene Ontology annotation, cellular component: membrane.